Kalmanozyma brasiliensis GHG001 is the source of this 840-nucleotide messenger RNA. Its product is annotated as Zn(2)-C6 fungal-type DNA-binding domain protein. The record is from RefSeq and is a predicted model, not a curated record. Gene Ontology annotation, biological process: positive regulation of transcription by RNA polymerase II. Gene Ontology annotation, molecular function: zinc ion binding; DNA-binding transcription factor activity, RNA polymerase II-specific. The transcript has a single exon. The coding region runs from base 1 to 840 and encodes 279 amino acids. NCBI's taxonomy places the organism in Eukaryota, Fungi, Basidiomycota, Ustilaginomycetes, Ustilaginales.
AUGCCGCGCUCAGAGGCGUCCGCAUCCGCAUUCAUCUCGACAGCUCGGACGAAGCGCAAGCGUGUCUCGCGAGCAUGCGAUCAGUGCUUCCUCAAGAAGGAUCGGUGUGACGGUCUUACACCCAUCUGCACCUUCUGCUCACAGCUGCAGCGGACGUGCACAUACGACCGACCAGAGCGCAAGAGGGGCCCGACGCAGGGGCUCAGACCGCGACUAGAGCAGAGGAUAGCCGCGUUGGAGACUGUAUUGGGUUUCGUGCUCGAGCAGACGGGUGAGGAGGGGUUGAGGGUGGACCUGCUGCAAGGGGCGCGUGAAGAAGAGAAGAGGAGGUGGAGACAGGAUGGAUGGUGGGAAAGCGACAUGCGAAAGGAACUCGAGCGGGAGUUCGGGCUUGAAGAAGAUCUUGCCACCAGCGGAUCGGCAGUCAAGGGCGAGGAGGCUUCACCAACGGCAGCCCUUGAGAGGGAACACGACGACGCAGGAUCCGAAUCAGACUACUCAGAGGUCGACCUCUCUCUUCCUCCGACACAUAAGCCGUCAACAGACAACAAAGGCCAAUCUUCACCACGUCACAGCAAAAACGCGGUAGAGCAUCACAUCGACGACGAUGCUGCGAAUCUCGUACCCAUGCCGCUGCUGUCCUCGGGCGCAGGUGGCAGCUCUCUGAAUCGUGGUCUCGUUCCGCGUGGCACUGAUCCAAACACUGCUCUGGGCGGGUUCAACAUCGAAUUUGGUGGCAACCAGACGGAUAUUGAUUGGGUGGAAAGCUUUACCGCCCCAGCUCAAUCGCGAAAUAGAAGGCAGGCAAGUCAAGGGAAGGGACAGCGACGGCAAGAAUGA